AUGGACUCGUCUUCGAUAAAAUACACGGUUAUUCUCUACGGCAUUCUAGUCCUUGGUUCUGGCAUUUUUGGAGGCAUCGGGCUCACCGUCAGAGUAGCAAUUCGAAGGCGGUCGAGGAAAAAAGCCCAUUCAAUUGUAGCCGACUUGGAGUCCGGAAUGUCUGAAUUUGAGUUGCAGCCCAGCAGCUCUAUCGACAAAAAUCCUGUUGUCAUUGAUCCAGAAAGUUUCAAACACUGGAGCCCGCUUAGGCGCCAGAUUAACAGCACAAAAGGUACUAUACCCUUGGAUAAUAUGAGGAAACGUCCCAAUCUGAGAAUCGCUUUCCCUCCCUCUCGUCAGGUGCAACUCCCAACCAAGGACGAACUGAGCAGCUCAUGGAGCACCACUGAGACCCUGACGACACCGAGGCUUGAUAUCGUUGCCGAGCUGAACUCUCCAGAGGGAAAAAUGUACGUCUAUCAAAUUCCAAAGCUUCUCCAAGUAAGGACCACGAUGGAGGAGAAUGCUUCGAUGGUCCCUAUUCAGAAACAGCACGACAAAGGCGGCAGGUCCAAAGUGAAGCUCUCGCUGCUCUUACGCCUUACUUUCCCCGUGCCCAAACGUCACUACUCAUGCAUUGGCUCUUUGGACGAGGCUAUCGGUGAGAUCAUGAACAAUACACAUGAAGGUGGGCGGUUCAUGCGGACUAUGAGUCUUUUCCACUUCGUCACCAUUGGCUCCACGGAAAAGACCUACGACAAUCCCUACUUCUUCACCAGAAAAUUCCACGAAGCUGUCGACUGGUCCUGGGACCCCCAGAUGCUAGCUGAUGAGCCUACUCUGUUGCAAUUAUCCAUUGUAGACGUGCUAGUGUGUUGGUGCUGGAAUCAGUGGUGUUGUGCCAACGGAGUGCAAGCAGGCAGUGAUCUUCUCAGAGUGUUGGCCCAAGCCGCAAGCAUGUCGCCAGAGGAAACUUACCACUGUGUUGGCCAGGGCGAGGUGAUGGCGACCUUGUGCCUGAUGUACAUUGGGCUUACGCAUUUUGCAGCCAAACAUCAGAGGCCAGCACUCUUCAAGAUCGCCACUGUGAUCAAAGCGUGCACCACUACAGCACCGUGCCACAUCCAUCGUGACAUUCUACCUAUUUUUGCCCAGGCCGUCUCUACAGCGCCACGAGAGUGCAAAGUGGUGAUUUUGUAUGAGUGUCUCAACGCACUAGCGAGCUCUCACCUUCAGUGCUGCUUAGAGUACAGAGACCUCGCACCUCCCACUAGCGACAUGCUAGCAUUGUUGAGACACGGGCUUUGGACACGGCAGCCUGGUGAUGUGCGCAACAAGGCCAAAACUUUAGCAGAGAUGUUGGCCAAAGAGUUUCCUCAGAUCACAGAGUGGUGCGACCAGGAAACGUCUACAGUGGAGUCCCUAGAUAACGUGGUGGCCCCAGGCGCCUGGCUGAUGUUUAGGCACUAA
Candidozyma auris is the source of this 1449-nucleotide messenger RNA. RefSeq lists its product as uncharacterized. Lineage: Eukaryota; Fungi; Ascomycota; Pichiomycetes; Serinales; Metschnikowiaceae. The coding region runs from base 1 to 1449 and encodes 482 amino acids. The transcript has a single exon. The record is from RefSeq and is a predicted model, not a curated record.